GAUAUGAAAGCUAGUUUAUCCCUCUUUGCUUCGCUAUGAAAAAUAUUUGGACAAACUAGACUAACGACUGCCAGCCUUGGUUAAUUAGUUCAUUAUGAUGCUGGUUUACAUUAUUUGUUGAAUGAAGCAAAACCGGAGUGCGUAGUGGUUACGACUGAUUUAUCACCUCGGGAUUAUACUUACCCGGGCCGUCCUCCGAGCUGCUGCUGGGAUAACUUUGGAGAAGUUCUUUGUAUUCGGGGUGGUCAGGCGGCUUGGCCAACAAGCUGAACAUGGACUGGGGCACAGAGCUUUGGGACCAAUAUGACAUCAUUGAGAGGCACACACAGUCUGGCCUGGAGCUGGUGGAGAAGUAUGUGAAAUUUGUGAAGGAGAGGACAGAGAUUGAGCAAAACUAUGCUAAACAACUGAGGAACCUUUCAAAGAAAUUUAACAUAAAACGAAGCAGCAAAGAUGAACCAGAGUGCAGAUUUUCCAGCUACCAGUCUUUUUUGGACAUCCUGAAUGAGAUGAACGACUACGCCGGGCAGAGGGAGCUAAUUGCUGAGAACAUGAUGAUGAACAUUUGCAUUGAUCUCACCAAGUACCUGCAGGAGCUCAAGCAGGAACGAAAGACGUAUCUCAUGGAGGCCAAGAAGGCCCAGCAGAGUUUGGAGAGCACCUACAAGCAGCUUGACAGUAGUAAAAAGCGCUUUGAGCGGGAGUGGAGAGAAGCGGAGCGUGCAGCACAGUAUGCAGAGAAGACCGAUCAAGACAUCAAUGCCACCAAAGCAGAUGUUGAAAAAGCCAAACAGCAGGCUCAUAUGAGAGCACAUGUUGCAGAGGAGUGUAAGAACGACUACGCUGCUCAGCUUCAGAAGUACAACAAGGAGCAGAACCAGUUCUAUUUUAAUGAUAUGCCACUCAUCUUCAACAAAUUGCAGGAUCUGGAUGAGAGGCGAGUACGGAAGUUGGCGCAAGGCUACGUCUUGUUCUCAGACACAGAGAAGCAUGUGAUGCCUAUCAUUGGCAAGUGCCUGGAAGGCAUUACUAAAGCUGGCACUAAUGUUAAUGAGAGGAAUGACUCCAUGGUUGUAAUAGAGCAGAACAAGUCAGGCUUUGAGCGUCCUGGAGAUGUGGAGUUUGAGGACUACAGUCAGGGUAUCAACCGUGCCUCAUCCGACAGCAGCCUGGGUACACCCAAAGGCCCCAUGGACCUUCUGGGAAAGAACAAGGGCAAAAACUUUUGGCUUUUCAGCAAAAGGAGUAAGCUCUCUCCCUCCACGCUCCCACCUUUCUCCACACCCCCCGCCCCCUCACCUUCUAACGGACCCCCUUCCCCCAAGUUUGGCCGGGACCCCCUGUCGUACUGUUUGAAGGAGAUCAAUAAGACAGUCAAACCCAGAAUCUCUUCGUUCCGGACGCUCAGGAGAUCGCCUACAGUGACUGAGGACUUCGCACAUCUCCCUCCAGAGCAGCGCAGAAAGAGGUUGCAACAGAAACUAGAGGAAAUUUGCAAGGAAUUGCAAAAGGAAGUAGAUCAGAGUGAGGCCCUGGGGAAGAUGAAAGAUGUUUAUGAGAAAAAUCCUCAAAUGGGAGACCCUGCUAGUCUGGCUUCCCAAAUCAGCCAGACUUCCCAGAAUAUAGAGCGGCUCAGAGGAGAGGUGAACAAGUAUGAGACUUGGCUGGCUGAAGCAGGAGGUCGAGGGGACACAUUGCGCUAUAAAAGUCACACAUUCAACAAUAACGGAGCUCAUGAUGCACAAAGUCCUGAUGGAGCUCACUCCGAUGAAAGCACUCCUGAUCCCUCCCAAGCCAUCUACGCAGAGUUUGAUGAUGACUUUGAGGAUGACGAACUAGCUGCUCCUAUUGGGAAAUGCACAGCCAUGUACAACUUCCCUGGUGCCAGUGAAGGGACCAUCUCUAUGCAGGAGGGGGAGGUGCUGGCUGUGGUAGAGGAGGACAAGGGCGAUGGCUGGACCCGUGUCCGUAGGAACAAUGGAGAUGAAGGCUACAUACCUACAUCUUACGUCACUAUCACCCUAAACAAAUGACAGUCAAACACUCGAGGAACAGCAGAGGAAGAGAUUAACACUUCAGAAAACUGUGUGCAGUUCUUCUCCUGGGACCGAUCAUAAAGAAGCCACGGCACUCUGGGCGAGACCACCGGUGUAUCCAGGAAGUGAUCCAAAUAAGGUGCUUUGAUUUCUUGAGAUGGGUGCCCCAUAUUAGAAGAGGAACGGUGCUAACAGUAUGUUUCUCAUCGCUCACAUUACAUUAUUGUAAUCCUCAGUUACCUAAGCCACCUAAACCACAAGGUUAUUUUCAUUUUGAUUGCAUGUCACAAUAAUUUUUUUGGGUUUGGUUAAUUAGUGUUGCAUGGAUCUUAGGCACCAUCAUUGUACAAGUGCUUGCCUCGUUCCACAGCCUAAUAAAGGCUUAGCUUCUGGAUGUGAGAGGAAGAAGUCGAGAAGGGGGAGGAAGAUGAGUGCUGCUGCCAUCUUUACACUGAGUCUUUAUACCAGGAAUACUUAGGAGGGAGUUACCUCGCCAGUUUACCUAUUCCAGAUAAAUAAUUACCUGCUCUGGCCCAUGAUAGUCCACUCCGCCGCUUAACGUAGAGUAGAGUAUAAUCUGUUGCAGUUUGUUUUUGUUUUUUUUUUCUCUCAAGUGUGCCACUUUCUAGCUUUAAUAGCACUUGCGGAGAUGUACGGCAUCGUCACUUUGCUCACGAUUGGACUCGAGAUCUUGAGGUUUUGCGCGCGGGGGGGGGGGACUAUGUCACUCUUGGUUUUCAGCCAUUUGUGAGAUCAAAGGUGUGGAUAGCUCUCCUGUCAUGGUAAAUCAGAUGCACACAACAGUACAAACACUUCUAACUUUCAGACAAUCACAGCCAUAUCAUCAUUUCACUUCGGUCUAUAGCAGUAACAAGGAUAAACAGUAGCUGUUGUUUUCUAAUAGUUACAACCUGAAAAUUGUUCUAAAAAUAAUUUAUUACAAAUGUGUAUGUUCUAUAAAUAAUAUUUUGUUGUUGUACUUUGUAUUAAGGAGGUUCUCACAUUUUUCUUAUCCCCUUGCACACAUAGUGGACACUUUGUAGCCACAAAAGGGAGUAAAUAAUGCACACAUAAAAUGUGCUACAUUAAGACUAUUGUAUUUAUGUAAUAAAUAAUAUAUAUUUUAGCUAUCACAACACCACUAUUGUCUUAUUAGCUUUUUAACCAUUCAAAUAAAGAUAGUUACAUCGUGAGAGAAAACUAAAAGUCUCUUGUUGCUGAUGAUGUUUUGUUUGGAUUUACUUCACAUCUUUUCAAGUUGAUCCACGUCCUGUUUUUAUGUUGUUAUUGAGCCAGCAAGAAGCAGUAACUGCUCAUGUGUCUUUGGUGCCUUUCUGGUUAAAAGCAUUGUGUAUAUACCAUUUUUGCAUAUAAGAUAUUUCUUUUUUUUUUUUUUUUUUCAAGACUUAAUAAAUGCAAAGCACAUUUCAAAGUUAGAAGUGGUUAUGUCAUUUCUGGCCUUGGAAAAUAAAUAUUUGA
Molecule: messenger RNA, 3515 nt
Organism: Seriola aureovittata
Lineage: Eukaryota; Metazoa; Chordata; Actinopteri; Carangiformes; Carangidae
Gene: trip10a
Product: thyroid hormone receptor interactor 10a
Exons: 15
Coding region: 273-2033 (586 amino acids)
Biological process (GO): signal transduction
Molecular function (GO): protein binding
Source: RefSeq, a predicted model, not a curated record